AGGGAGGAUAAAUAGAUCGCAAUUUCUCAAGCUUUCGAUUCCUCUUGUUGCGUGAUUUGAUGACCAGGUGAUGCUAAUUCUGGCUAGAAAUGCGCAUGCAUUAAUUUGGGUGAUAUCUGAGCUUUUUCCCACGCCGACCUCGUUCUCUUUGGCGAGUUGUGUGUGAGCUUUUUUUGUUUUUUUGUUUUUUUUGUGUGCAGGAUGUGGCGAAUUCUGUUCGGCGAAUUACUGAUCGCGUGAUGUUGUGAUAGUUCGUGGUGGUUGAGGUCGUUGCGAUAUGGGAAUCGAGAGAUACGCAAGAUUUUCCCUUGUGGGUUGUGAGGUUCUGGUGAAGUUGCCUCUGUAGACUGACUACACGAGGGGUUGUCAGUGGCAUUGACUCGACAUGGGGGAUGUACAUGAGUGUUUCUCCAGAUUGCGGAUGAGUGCCUGCCAUUCUCCUCCAUUGUGAGCGUGGGGGUGCUAUCCUAGGGUUUUUGAUUGUGUAGGGGUGCUGCUAUUUGGCUUUUUUUUUUUUUUUUUUUUUUUUUUUUUUUCUUCCCUCCUCCUUCUGGGUACCGAUGUGGGUUGUUGCACGGAGGAACGCGUGGAUUUUUUUUUGAGUCGCAUACCAUCCAUGACCAAGCAGCGGGAGCUGCUGUCGGUGUCGACUUUACCGAGGAAAGCGCUCAAAUGAAAUUGGAUUUUAGUAUUUUGGGAAUAGUGUUUGCGACUUGCGACGAGUUUGAAAAACAGAGAGGGGGCGACGGGGUGCAUGCUCUGAUUGAGGUGGGAGAAGUGAUUGCCUUCGCUUCUCUAAGCUCUUUGAGAUAUGGAAACUCUUACCGCCACUUGGAAUUCGUUAUUCGUUUUGAUUUGUAAAUUCAGUUGGUUAUGGCAUUGAUUCUGAGAGAAGGGUUUGAGGUAGAAGCUCUCCUGAUAAUUGUCUCAUCAGAAAGUGCAGUGCAUGGAGAUUUGGACGUUGGUCUGGGUUCCAGUAAGAAAUGAUCAGGAUGAUAAUUGUUUAGAGAGGGCUUGAGGUUGCUCCGUGAAGGGUUGUAAUUUCGCUUAACCUUUCUCGUAAAAUUCAUCCUUUAUGUAUGAGCGGCAUGUACAUGGAAACUUACACGGAAACCCGAGGUUUGUCUUCGUCAUAGCUAGUCCAGUCGUGAUUGAUAGAAACUCAUGCAAUCCUCGGGCGAUCUUUACUCCAAACGAAGGUAAUGGACCUGGUCAAUGUUCGUGUCCAUCAGGACUGAGAAGGAAAGCUCGUGACUACACAUUUGAAACGAUUGUUGCAAAAACAUUCAUGGCUUUUCUGAAGAAUUGUAACAAUAUUACGGGAGAUUGACCUCGAUUGACGAGGAUUGACUUUGAUCGACCUUGUUGACUUUGACUGUUUUUGGAAUUUGUGUAUUCUGGAAAUUGAUCAAGUCACACAACAAAAAUAUUUAUUUAUUAAUUUUUCAGCGUGAGCAGUGCCUGAACCCGUACACAUAGCAAAGAAUUUGCUAUGUUGUGGCGUUUAAGUGCAUCACACGAUGAAUUUAACGAGUCCCCUUGCACAAGACGAAGGUGCUUCAGAAGGUGAGCCUUUGGCAUCAGCAGACGCACUGCAAUCAGGAUCUCUUCCAAAAAUAGUCGGACCUCACCGGAAGACGAUCUGCUCCCUAUUCAGUAAAUCAAAGACCACUAGGAUGGAGCAAGAUGGUGGAAAGCAUCAGAAUGGUUGGAUUCAUUCAUGCUCUCAACGAUCAGUAGAAGAACACCUUCAAGAAACAACGAUUGGAGAUGGCGGCACUCACCUUGUUGAGUUCUCCAAUGCCAUGCGAGCUGUGGAAAAGGCUCUUCGGCAGGUGGCUGCGAGCAAAGGAAGAGCUCAAGAUGAAGCAGCUGAGUGGAAACGAAAGUACGAGAUGGAGCGGCUGCGAGCUGCUUCUUUGGAACAAGAACAACAAGUGCUUGAGCAGGAGUUAGAGCAAUGCCGGUCACCCCCUGAUCCUUGGACUUCUGAUGAACCACUGGAGUUGGAGAAAGCGGACACCGAGAAUGGCGAACGAAGCCCAGUUGGCUCUGCGAAUGGAUGGUUUCCUCUUCAUGUCAAUUCUGAUUGUUGCAAGAGAGAAGGCAUCUGCUCUCAACAGUUACUGCGCAGCCAUAGUAGUUCAUCUGGCAACAUAUCGCUCCUGUCUGAAGUACAACCGGUUGCAGAGAAGGCGUCUUUCAGGCUGGUAUGGGGUUGUGCAGGCAAAGUCUCGCCAAGGCACAAACAUGAUGUUGUGUCCUUUGAGUGUGGAAACAUCUCAACAGCAAGUCGAAGUAGCAAACAGAUAACGUUGGUGUGGGAUUCACCUCCUCAAACAGUUUUAAUUAUCUCAAAACCUAAUUCCCCAACAUGCACUGCACUCUGCAAAGAGAUGAUCAGAUGGCUAAGGGAGGAGAAGGGAGUUGGAGUGUACCUAGAACCUCCUAUGAAGAAGGAGAUUUUGGCCGAAGAUUAUUUUAAUUGCGUUAAAUCUUGUGAAACAGAAGAAGAAGUAUUGCAGCUGCAUACCAAAGUGGAUCUGGUAAUCACGUUGGGUGGUGAUGGGACGGUUCUCUGGGCAGCGAGUAUGUUUAAGGGUCCUGUGCCCCCUGUCGUGUCUUUUUCCAUGGGCUCCCUUGGUUUUAUGACCCCAUUCCAGAGUGAUCGUUAUAAAGAAUGUUUGCAAACUCUGAUAAAAGGCCCUGUAUAUAUUACUCUUCGUCAUCGGCUGCAUUGCCAAAUUUUACGGAACCCUGACAAAGUGAAGGAAGGUGAAGAUCCCUGUGAAUCAGAAGUUCAUCUUGUGUUGAAUGAAGUAGCUAUUCAUCGAGGCAUGUCGUCAAACCUUUCAAACCUAGAAUGCUACUGUGACGGCAACUUCGUUACCAGCGUGCAAGGAGAUGGUCUUAUUCUUUCUACUCCGUCAGGAAGCACUGCUUACUCUUUGGCAGCUGGCGGUUCAAUGGUUCACCCUCAGGUUCCGGGUAUUCUGUUUACACCAAUUUGUCCUCAUUCAUUAUCCUUCAGACCAUUGAUUUUGCCCGAGUAUGUGACCAUCAGAGUCCAGGUGCCACAUGAGAGCAGGGGACAGGCUUGGGUUAGCUUUGAUGGGAAGGACAGGGAGCAGCUAAGUGGAGGGGAUGCUCUGAUAUGUCGCAUGGCUGCAUGGCCUGUUCCGGCUGCUUGUGAGCAAGAAUCCACCACAGACUUCCUUAGAAGUGUUCGGGAAGGGUUGCACUGGAAUCUUCGUAAACGUCAGCUAUCUGACGGACCCAUCUCCACCUAGUUGCUCUGUAAAUUAUUAUCUUCAGCAAUUUAGUGGAAUACUAUUUCAUUGCAAACUCAGAUAGAGGAUUAGAUUAGUACUAGAACGACGUUGUGAUCCAUUUUUGGUGAAUUUCAUGUCGUGUACCAGCUACGCAUGUAUUUUUAUUUUAUUAUUUCUCUUAUUGGGUGUUCCGAUCAGGUUUUCUAUCCA
Molecule: messenger RNA, 3482 nt
Organism: Physcomitrium patens
Lineage: Eukaryota; Viridiplantae; Streptophyta; Bryopsida; Funariales; Funariaceae
Source: RefSeq, a predicted model, not a curated record